Messenger RNA from Colletotrichum abscissum, 1128 nucleotides. RefSeq lists its product as uncharacterized. The coding region runs from base 1 to 1128 and encodes 375 amino acids. The record is from RefSeq and is a predicted model, not a curated record. Lineage: Eukaryota; Fungi; Ascomycota; Sordariomycetes; Glomerellales; Glomerellaceae. The transcript has a single exon.
AUGGUGUACAUCCCGCCCUUCUCACCAACCCCGGGAUACCUGACCCCCAUCCCCCACUUCCUCAUGCCGUACCCAACGGCCGUCAUCAACUACCGAUGGUCCCCGUCCCGAUCCGAGUCUCCGGUCUCCACCCCACCGGAAGCCGAACACGACCCAGAACCCGACUUCAACUUCACCACGCCUCUCACAUGGCCCACUCCCUUACACGACGUCCUCGCCGGCUACACCUGGAUCACAGAAAACCUCCUACCCUCCGGCACCAACUCCCGCCGCGACAUAUACGUAUACAGCUCCCACGCCGGCGCCAGCAUGGCCACCUCUCUAGCCCUGACUGAGUCCCAUCACCAUGCCCGCAUGGCCGUCCGUGGACUGAUCGCCUGGAACGGCAUCUACAACUGGUCCAUGUUUCUCCCGGACCACAAGAUCAACAGGCCCGCCACCGCGCGCAGCAAGAAACUCCCGCCACGGCCUGAGGAAGGGUCGGCGCUGCAUAUGCUGCAGAUGAAGAUGGAGAACCUGUUUCGCUCACCGGUAGACCUGUUCGACCCGUUUGUGAGCCCUAGUCUCCUCUUCCAGACGCCCGGCAUGAACGCGCCGUCGAGCUUCCUACGGGCAGAGGCCGUGUCGUCGUUAUUGGAACGGCUUUCCUCUGUCAACUCGGACGUGAAGCCGGCUGAUAUCCUUGGCCUUACCGAAGGGUUGAUGAUGGCAGCGCCGAGGCGGAGUGCGCUUGUGUUCCCGCCGAGAAAGUCGACGCUCAAGCUGCCUCAUGCUUUGUUACUCCAUGAUACCCCGACUGAACCUGUGACGAGGCGUAAGACGACGACGAGGAAAAGCAGCUUGGCAUCUUCCAUGGCUGGAGAACUCGCUUCUAAGACGGCGAGGAGACGGAAGGUGGCAGGGCACACGUUUGAAGCCCAGGCUACGGAGCUGGCGGGGUUGAUGAGGCGGAGCUUGGAGAAGCUGGAGUUCAAGGCGAGGCUGCAGUGGGACGAGGACUUUGACGUGGAAGCCGAGGCUGAGAGGCGGGUGACUGUCGUCGAGGUUGGUGCGAACGAGGGGCUUGAGCUUGGUGAACGUGGGGAGGAUGCCAUUGCGGAGUGGUUGGAGGACAGGAUACGUUUGUGA